CACUAACCUUAAUUAUUUAUAGCUUCAAUCUUAAGUUGUAUAAGCAAAAUGGCAUCCUCAUCGCAUCUGGGUAAUAGCCUUGAUGAGAACUUCCAAGCAGCGAUUAGUGUUCAGGAGCUCAUAAAAAAGCCUAUCCUCUCUGUCCCACAAAACUAUGUUCAGUCUGAUCAACAAUCCUUCGAUUCUGCUUCCUUUCCAAUAUCAUUACCCAUUAUUGACCUGAAACUGUUGCUUUCUACUGAUUCAGAACUUGAAAAACUCCACUCUACAUGCAAGGAAUGGGGCAUCUUCCAGUUGGUGAACCAUGAAAUUAGUUCUUUGCUGAUGGAAAAUCUCAAAAAUGAUAUUGAAGAAUUCUACAAACUUCCUUUGGAAGAGAAAAUGAAAUACACGAUAAGACCAGAUGGUGAUGUUGAAGGCUAUGGAACUGCCUCCAGAUUAAGAGGAAAACUUGAUUGGGGUGAUAGAUUCUAUCUUAUAACAAACCCUAUUCAUAGAAGAAAGCCUCACCUUCUUCCAGAGCUCCCUUCAUCUCUCAGAAAUAACUUGGAAAGUUACAUACUGGAACUACAAAAGCUUUCCAGGAAGCUUUUUGGGUAUUUAGCAGAAGCUUUAAAGAUAGACGAAAAGGAAAUGGAGGAUAUGUUUGAUGAUGGAAUGCAAUCAAUAAGGAUGACAUACUAUCCUCCAUGUCCACAACCAGAGCUCGUUGUAGGCAUAACUCCUCAUUCAGACGCAACUGGGCUGACAAUACUUAACCAAGUCAAUGGAGUGGAUGGUCUUCACAUUAAAAAAGAUGGGAAAUGGAGUCCUGUGACCUUCUUUCCAAAUUCACUUGUAGUGAACGUAGGAGACAUUCUUGAGAUUUUAAGCAAUGGGAGGUACAAUAGCAUUGAGCACAAGGUAGUAGUAAAUUCAGAAAAAGAAAGGAUUUCUAUAGCAUUUUUUGUGAACCCAAAAGUUGAGGCAGAGGUUGGACCUGUAAUGAGUCUCAUUAACCCAGAUAAUCCGCCAAUCUUCAAAAGAGUUGGGAUGGAACAAUAUUUCAAAGAAUUCUUUUCUCGUAAGCUCAAUGGAAAAUCAUUCCUCGAGCAUAUGAAGAUUAAUCUUGCUCAUCCUGCAAAUUAAUUACCAUCCUCUAUGUUUUAUAUAUAUUUCCUCUUCAAAAAAUUACUAUAACAUCUUAGUCUUCUCCUCUGUACAAUCUGCAGAUGGAUAUAGUCUUUUACAAAAGAAAUAACAAAAAUAGUUCAAUAAUAUAGUGGUCUGUGUAAUAUGUUUGAUGUACUAUAUAAUAUAUUCCUUUUUAGAAUUAAAACAAAGCUUCUUAU
Messenger RNA from Jatropha curcas, 1331 nucleotides. Its product is annotated as protein SRG1. Lineage: Eukaryota; Viridiplantae; Streptophyta; Magnoliopsida; Malpighiales; Euphorbiaceae. The record is from RefSeq and is a predicted model, not a curated record.